AUGUCGACUACUGCCGCAGCUGCUGCCCCUCCGGCGCCCAAGGCCAACAAGCCCAAGAAGGUCCCGAUCCACCCGCCGUACAACGUGAUGGUGCUCGAGGCGAUCAAGGAGCUCGGCGACCGCUCUGGCUCGUCGCGCCAAGCCAUCUCCAAGUUCAUCUCGGACAAGUACCCGUCCACCGCGGACACCAUCAACCACCAGCUCCCUGCUGCCCUCACCCGUCUUGCUGACGCUGCGACCAUCAGCCGUGUCUCGGGCAUUGGCGCCACCGGCUCGUUCCGCGCCUCCAAGACCGCUGCUGGUGCCGCCAAGGCUGUGAAGGCUGCCAAGGCUGCCAAGGCCGCUGGUGCCAAGACCGCCAAGGCUCCCAAGGCUCCCAAGGCUCCCAAGGCUCCCAAGGCGCCGAAGGAUGCCGCCGCAGCGAAGGUGGCCAAGGCGCCCAAGGCUUCCAAGGCCGCGGACGCUGCCAAGCUUCCCAAGGCUCCCAAGGCCCCCAAGACCGACAAGCCCGCCAAGGCUCCCAAGAAGGAGGGCAAGGCUGCUGCCAAGACGAGCAACGCUGCUAUCGCUGCCAAGAAGAAGGCUGUGAAGGCUGUUACCCCCGCCAAUCCCGCCGUCGCUGCCGCUGCCCUCGCUGCUGCCGCCGCGUUGCCCAAGGCUGCCAAAGCUCCCAAGGCUGCCAAGGCACCCAAGGCCGAGAAGCCUGCUAAGGCUGCCAAGGCCCCCAAGGCCGACAAGCCUGCUAAGGCUGCCAAGGCUCCCAAGGCUGCCAAGGCCGAGAAGCCCGCCAAGGCCCCCAAGGCUCCGAAGGCCGAGAAGCCUGCCAAGGCUCCCAAGGCUGCCAAGGCCGAGAAGCCCGCCAAGGCUCCCAAGGCUGAGAAGCCUGCCAAGGCUCCUAAGGCCGACAAGCCUGCUAAAGCUGCCAAAGCCCCCAAGGCCGACAAGCCCGCCAAGAUUGCCAAGGCGCCCAAGGCCGACAAGCCCAAGCCGGCUGCCAAGGAGGUCAAGCCCAAGGCCGCCACUGCCAAGCCGAAGGCUGCUGCUGCCCCCAAGCCCAAGGCCAAGUAA
Messenger RNA from Capsaspora owczarzaki ATCC 30864, 1068 nucleotides. RefSeq lists its product as hypothetical. Gene Ontology annotation, biological process: nucleosome assembly. Lineage: Eukaryota; Filasterea; Ministeriida; Capsasporidae. Gene Ontology annotation, molecular function: DNA binding; structural constituent of chromatin. The record is from RefSeq and is a predicted model, not a curated record. Bases 1 to 1068 code for a protein of 355 amino acids. The transcript has a single exon. Gene Ontology annotation, cellular component: nucleosome.